AUGUGGCAAGUAGCGCAACGAAGGGAUGUCAUGGAUUAUGAGAAGCUAGAGGAGUUUGUCGGCCUUGUGACAGCGACAGUUCCAGACCUGCUGAAUGAGAAACAGAGGGCCAAGCUCCUUCUGCGGCUGCGAACAAGGGUUAGUAGCGAAUACAUGUAAGGAUAGAUGUUAAGGAUGUUGUUUAUGUAAACUGGAACCCCUAACAGCAGUAGUUUUGACAGUGUGUUUAGAGCUAUCUCUGAUUCUUUAUCUUGGGGUUUAUGUAGCUGCUGAUCGGUUAUGGUUAGGUCCUGUACAUUUUCCUGAUUGCAUGUGGGCUGUCCAUGGUUCUGAUCGGUUGGGUUCUGUCUAUUGUACCGAUUGCACAGAUUCUGUCGGUGGUCGUCAUUGGUUGGGUGCUGUUGUCUACUUUCUUGAAUACUGUUAUUCCUUUCAGGUGAUACUAGAGUUGUGUUCCGCUGAUCAUACAGCCAAUAUCCAGAUCAUCCAACCCCACCUGGACAGAAUUCGACCCCCUGGACACACAGGGGCAAGUGAUGAUACUCCGUGGAGGACAACUGUUCAAUUUGGCCAGGGGCCAUAUGUAUCAAGCUUCUCAGAGUAGGAGUGCUGAUCUAGGAUCAGGUCCCCUCUGCCCUUGUAAUCUUAUUCAUUGUGAUAUAAAAGGCUAAACUGAUCAUAAAUCAGCACUCUUACUUUGAGAUGCUUGAUGCAUAUGGCCCCUGGGCUUCAUGGAACCGCCAUUGCCAUUCUUAUCAUUUGAAAUGUGCUUAUUUAAAUCAUUUAUUUGCGUAGGAUAGGAUACAAUUAAAACAUUGACAUAUUGAAUAAACAACCGUCAGAUCCUUUGCACCAAUUUCCAGUGCUUGCUCCUAUAUGUCAAGGCCAUCAAGGACUGCAGUGUUGCUCCCUCUUACUUUCAGGCCUGGGUGACGGUGGUUUACUCUUCCCUUAUCACUGAGUGUGACUUCUAUUUCACAGAGUGGAGAUGCUGAGGUGGAUGCAGAGGAGGCCAUCUUCCUGGAGCUCAUCCAGACUCUGCUGAAAGAUCCAGCGGAGAGAGAACACUUCUUCCAGGUCAGUCUGCCUCCAUCAUAUGUUAAUGUCCGUCUUCUCUCACUAGCUUCCUGGUUCUGUUUAGUUACCAAAGACAAUAUAUACAGUCCUUGGAAUUAUAUUCCUCCGGAGGGAAGUUUCCCCUAGGUACAGAUCUAGGAUCAGCUUCCUCGUCCCCAAUCUGACCUUGACCAUCAGUGGGGUAAAUGCAGAACUGACCCAAGAUUAGUAUCUAGGGACAGAUUCACCCUACACCAAUUAUAUCCCCAUCUAUCUUGAUUGCAGGAGGUGUUUCCAACGGAGUACGGCGCCAACUAUGACACAGAUAUGCAGCUACUUGUGUGGGAAUUCCUCUCUAAACUGGAGAAGAUACUGCCAGUACCAGACCUUGGACAGGUACCACAAAGUAACACUUCACCAAGUCACCUUCAGCUGCGUUCAAGUCACCUUCUGUUUUUGUAUUGUGUAUUGGGAAAAUAGUGCCGUGCUCACCAGGAUGCCAACAUUAGACUGGUUAAGUUAUAGGAGGGUAAUAUAUCUUCUGUAUCUUAUUAGGAGAAGAUAUCCAAGAUGUACUGUCACUUUCUGCACAUAACCUCUGCCUUAUAGCCACCCUGGGGCCACACUGUUAGCCCGAGGUGCUAGCCAGUGGCUUCUCUGGGUUUCUUGAAAUGGGCCUAGCAUUGUGUAACUUCAUCAAAAUAUAGUAUGAUGUGGGGCAUUUUUAUAAAAUAGUUCAAUUUAGGGAGAAAGAAACAUGUAAACUUUCCAGCAUAUUGUCACUCACUUGUUUGUAUCUCUGCUCCUAUAGACUGUGUCAUGGCUCAGUUCCGCCCCCUCUGUCCUGGAUGAGUGUUUGCAGGCCCUCUCUCAACCAGAGGACCUGAAAUCCCUGCUGCAACACCACACAUGUCUUGAGAACUUGGGCACUCAGAGUAAGGAGGAAAUACUGAAUGUGGAGACUGGUAUGCCCUGUAAAAACAACCACCUAAUGCUUGUGCUGCCCCUGUCUCACUAUUAGUCUCCCUUUCUUCUUCCCAUUGUAUUCCUUCAGGUCACACCGUUGAGAUGUCUUCCCAGGUCUUUGCCUGUUCCCAGUGCCCAUUCUUUCACAUGCAGGAAUCCUACCUCCUCCAGCACAUUGAGCGAAAUCACCCAGAGGAGUACAGCAAGCUCCAGAAAACUGAAGAGAAAUCAGCGCCUCCCAGGAAAAAGUUCCCCCGUCCUGAAUUCCCCAAGCCUUUCCCUAUCCAUGCAAGCUCUGAACCCGGUGCGCACACGUGCCACGAGUGUGGAAAGACUUUCACACGCUCGUCAGACGUGACCAGGCAUCAGCGCAUUCACACAGGGGAGCGUCCGUACACCUGCAAGGAGUGCGACAAGGGUUUCAAAAACUCCUGGGAUCUGACGAGGCAUCAGCGGAUUCACACCGGGGAACGCCCAUAUAUCUGCCCUCAAUGUGGCAAGGGGUUCACCCAACUAGGCCUACUAUCACUGCACUUCACAAGAACACCUUGUGGCCAGAGUGCUGAUCCCCCGCUACAGUCCACAGAGCAGCAGGAGGAGGAGCCAAACGACAAAGGGAGUGGUCAGUACAAGUGCCAGAAAUGUGGGGCUAGCUUUGACACCAUACUAGAGCGGCUGAAGCAUAGGCAAACCCAUGUGGUGAAUCGCCAGUACAAGUGUUCCCAGUGCGAGAAGAUCUACGGCCGCCCAUCUGACCUGAGGAGACAUCAGAUGAAGCACACCGGAGAGAGACCCUUCCCCUGCGCAGAGUGCGGCAAGGGCUUCACUCACGUGUGGCUGCUGAACAAGCACCGGCAAAUCCACACCAAGGAGCGGCCAUACCCGUGCCCGGAGUGUGGCAAGAGUUUCACCCAGUUACAGAUACUGAACAGACACCAACUGAUUCACAACGGGCAGAGGCCUUUCCAGUGCUCCUACUGCGAGAAAAGCUUCACUCAGCUCGCGGGCCUGACAAGACAUGAGAGGAUUCAUACAGGGGAGAGGCCAUAUCUCUGCACCGUCUGUCAGAAGACCUUCCUAACACAUGGGGAGCUGGUAAGACACCAACGCAGCCACAGCGAUUUCAGACCAUUCUCUUGCUCCCAGUGUCCCAAGAGCUUCAAAACCAAGCGUGCACAGAGUGAACACAUGAAUACCCACACAGGGGAGCGACCGUUCUCGUGCGCACACUGUGGGAAGGAGUUUGCUAAGUCUACUUCACUCAUAAGACACAAUCUGAUGCACACAGGGGAGAGACCGCAUCAGUGCACUCAGUGUGGCAAGACCUUCCUUACCUCUGGGGAGCUGCUCCUCCACAGGCGAAUACACACAGGGGAGCGGCCUUACCCGUGCUCGGUCUGUGAACGGAGGUUUAGGUGUUCAUCAGACCUGACCAUGCAUCUGCGGACACACACAGGGGAGCGACCAUACUCCUGUCUGUUGUGUAAAAAGUCCUUCUCCACGUCAACGCGUCUCAAAAGGCACCUGCGCACUCACAUAGGGAAAGGUGUGUAAUCAUGGCGAGAGCCUUUGAAAAUAUUGUCAAGUAUAUUAAUUUAUUUUCCAAAUCAUGUUUAUGGACUGCAUUACAGAAUAGUAUAAGGAGACAUAAUAUAUGCAUUUUACUAAGAAACUCAGCCUUACAACACGCCUCUAUUAAAAAAUAAAAUAAUGCCUUCAAUUCACAUUAAAC
Molecule: messenger RNA, 3754 nt
Organism: Coregonus sp. 'balchen'
Lineage: Eukaryota; Metazoa; Chordata; Actinopteri; Salmoniformes; Salmonidae
Source: the annotation of a GenBank genome assembly